Phyllotreta striolata is the source of this 2423-nucleotide messenger RNA. Lineage: Eukaryota; Metazoa; Arthropoda; Insecta; Coleoptera; Chrysomelidae. The record is from the annotation of a GenBank genome assembly.
CGCCAAACGUCAACGUCAACCAUUCUAACCUUUAUUUAUAUUUAUGAAAGAAAUGUCUUUUUGAUUAAUAAAUUUUAUUAAUAACUCCAGUACAAACAUAGAGUUUUAGAUAUGCUGCGCCUGACCGUUUCGCGGGCCCUAAACGGGGCCAAAUCGAGCCCGACCUGUCUCUCCGUCGCCUCGCGCUACCAAAGCGACCAGAAGAAACCCGACAAAAUCGAAGUAUUCAUCGACGAUAAACCAGUAUUGGUGGAACCCGGUACGACCGUACUCCAAGCAGCCGCCAUGGUGGGCGUCGAAAUCCCCCGCUUCUGCUACCACGAGCGCCUGGCGGUCGCCGGGAACUGCCGCAUGUGCCUCGUCGAGGUGGAAAAAUCCCCGAAACCCGUCGCCGCCUGCGCCAUGCCCGUCAUGAAAGGUUGGCGGGUCAAAACCGACUCGGAGAUGACUCGAAAGGCCCGAGAAGGCAUCAUGGAGUUCCUGCUGGUCAACCACCCGUUGGACUGUCCGAUAUGCGAUCAAGGUGGCGAGUGCGAUUUGCAGGACCAGAGCAUGGCCUUCGGCUCGGACCGGUCGCGUUUCACCGACAUCGAUUUCUCCGGCAAACGAGCCGUGGAAGACAAAGACAUCGGUCCUUUGGUGAAAACCAUCAUGACUCGAUGCAUCCAUUGCACCCGGUGCAUUCGGUUCGCCUCCGAGGUGGCCGGUAUCAACGAUUUGGGCACCACGGGGAGAGGUAACGACAUGCAAGUGGGUACUUAUAUCGAGAAGUUGUUCAUGUCGGAGUUGUCGGGGAAUAUCAUCGAUUUGUGUCCGGUCGGGGCGCUGACGAGUAAACCUUAUAGUUUCACAGCCAGGCCUUGGGAGAUUCGUAAAGUGGAUUCGAUCGAUGUGUUGGACGCUGUCGGUUCGAAUAUCAUCGUGUCGACUCGAACGGGGGAAGUGAUGCGGAUCGUGCCGAGGGUUAACGAGGAAAUUAACGAAGAAUGGUUGGCCGAUAAGUCUCGAUUCGCUUACGAUGGAUUGAAAAGACAGAGACUGGUGACUCCGAUGUUGAGAGAUAACAAUGGAGAUUUGAAUCCGGUUGAUUGGGAAGCGGCUUUGAUAACGGUCGCGAAGGUUGUGAAACAUGCAGGCAACAGCAUCGGAGCGAUAGCCGGCGGAUUCGCCGACGCCGAAGCCCUGAUCGCCCUGAAAGACCUCCUCAACCGAUUGGGCUCGGAGCACCUCUGCACGGAACGAACGUUCCCGCUCGACGGAUCCGGCACCGAUCUCAGAUCGAGCUAUUUGCUGAACAACAAAAUCGCCGCUGUGGAAGAGGCCGAUCUCGUCUUGUUGGUCGGCACGAAUCCCCGAUUCGAGGCCCCCUUGUUGAACGCCAGGCUGCGCAAGGCUUGGGUGCACAACGAAACCGAUGUGGCUUUGAUUGGACCUCAAGUGGAUUUGACUUAUCACUACGAACAUUUAGGAGACGAUCCGAAUGUAUUGCGGAAAAUCAACGAAGGAGACCACGAAUUCGCUGAUAAAUUAAAACGCGCUAAAAAACCUUUAAUCAUAAUCGGCGCUGAAUUGUUGGAAAGAAAAGAUGGCGGCGCUUUACUUUCGACCGUUCAAAAUCUAUCCACCAAAUUGAAUUCGAACGAGGAUUGGAAGGUGCUCAACGUGCUGCACAAAGUCGCCAGUCAAGUGGCCGCUUUGGAUAUCGGCUACAAUCCGGGCAUCGAUAAAAUCAAGAGCGCCGAUUUGAAGGUGCUCUACCUGCUCGGAGCCGAUGGGGAUCACAUCAACAAAGAGGAUUUACCGAAGGAUUGUUUCGUUAUCUACCAAGGGCAUCACGGUGAUCGAGGGGCCGCCAUAGCGGACGCCGUUCUACCGGGGGCUGCGUACACCGAGAAACAGGCCACCUACGUGAACACGGAGGGCAGGGCCCAGCAGACUUUGGUGGCCGUUUCGCCGCCGGGCAGGGCACGGGAGGAUUGGAAGAUUAUUAGGGCUCUGUCGGAGAUCGUCGGGGCCAAGUUGCCCUACGAUAAUUUGAAUCAGAUUAGGGAUCGAUUGGACGAAAUCGCGCCGCAUCUGACGCGAUACGGCAACGCCGAGAGCGCUAAUUAUUUCAAGCAGGCCGCGGAAUUGUCCAAGAAAACCGAAUCCGCUAUAGAUUGUAAGCCAAUAGAUGUGAAAAUUAAGGAACUGCAGGAUUAUUAUAUGACUGAUUCGAUUAGUCGAGCUUCACCCACAAUGGCUAAAUGCGUACAAGCAGUCUUGAAACAGAAACAGUCCGCUUGUAAUUAGUGUGAUAGUAUAGUGAAUUUACAACAAACAUUUUUGCUUUUUAGAUCGAUAAAUCUGCAAAAAAGAUGUUAUUAGAAAUAGUUAUUCAUACACGAUCCAACUGUUUUUCUUUUUUUUUUUAGGAUGAUUCU